AUGGCUUUCCCUGCACAAGCCUCUUCCAGCCUGGAGUUUUGUAAGGCCGAGGAGGGGGACUUUGAGCAGGUCAUGGUCAUGUCCGCCGGCGUCUAUGACGGGCUGGACUUCAUAGCUGCCUGCUACCACAGCUGGCUGAAGGAGCCCGGACGGCUGGUCUUUCUUGCCAAAGAGCAAAACCGAGUGGUGGCUCUGAUGUCUGUUCUGCUGGUGGACGGUGGAGAGACCAUCAUGGGUCAGGGACUGAGGGUGGCGGCCAGCGAGCGCGGGCGUGGCAUCGCCACAGCCAUCAGGAGACACGUCACAGAGCACGUCCGCCACCAUUACCCACAAGUCACUGCGUGCAGACUGGCCAAAGCAGACGACAAAUGUACUCCUGAGUUGCUGGCCAAAUAUCGCCUCCUAGCUAAAGAGAGCAUCCUCUCUCUGUGCUGCGAUGUGGCCGACCUUGGCCCAUUUCUCUUGGAGCUGCAGUCCAAACUCUCCAGAGAGGCCGAACUCGUCACGCCGGUGACCCUGAACCAGCUUCAGGCAGAGACCCUGGUUUUGAGCAAUCAUGUGGUGUCCACCCUGCUGCCUGGACACUUCAUCAUCAGUGAUUGGGAAUCUUUGAAACCAGUACUGGCUAACCUGGAGGUUCUGCGCAGGAGGGGGCACACAUGGAUUGCCGACCAUGAGUUUAAGCCUGCCGCCCUCAGCCUGUGCUCUAAGCCCUUUAAGGUUCCUUACCGCCAAGAUGCCCUUCAGUUUUCUAUCAACAUCUUCAGCCGAAGCCUGGGUCCGGUCUGCGCCAUGUUCCUGGCCCAGCUAGCUCAGCUGCAGCCUCAUCUACACGGUUAUCUGGUAUUUCAUACCUUUGUCGAACCACAGCUGUGGCAAGGCUUAUCAGACUUCUGCCAGAAUUCUGGAAAGGUGUCAUUUUUCAAAGACUACUGGGAGGAGUUUAUUCUGGAGGGCGACCUUUGA
Lampris incognitus (smalleye Pacific opah) is the source of this 966-nucleotide messenger RNA. Its product is annotated as histidine N-acetyltransferase-like. Gene Ontology annotation, molecular function: acyltransferase activity, transferring groups other than amino-acyl groups. Lineage: Eukaryota; Metazoa; Chordata; Actinopteri; Lampriformes; Lampridae. The record is from RefSeq and is a predicted model, not a curated record. The transcript has 3 exons. Bases 1 to 966 code for a protein of 321 amino acids.